Messenger RNA from Mugil cephalus (flathead mullet), 1545 nucleotides. RefSeq names its product Ras association domain family member 6 (gene rassf6). The record is from RefSeq and is a predicted model, not a curated record. The transcript is spliced from 11 exons. Lineage: Eukaryota; Metazoa; Chordata; Actinopteri; Mugiliformes; Mugilidae. Bases 172 to 1203 code for a protein of 343 amino acids. Gene Ontology annotation, biological process: signal transduction.
AACCAGCUGCCGUGGUGCGCUCCAUGUGCUACACUGGCUCACCUCCUACACCACACGCAAUGUACUCUGGACUUCUCCACGCGAACACACACACACACAAGAUUUCAAACAUGGAGACAGCCUACUUCAUUUGUUAGAAGAGUGAAAGAGAAGCUUGCCAGUUGACCAGAGAUGAAUGAAGAAGCUCUGGUCACAGUGAUCCAGGCAGGGGAAGAGAGGACACUGUCCAGAGCAGCGUUUCUGUCACUGCUGGAUACCUACAACUGCUUCCUGAACGACCAGACUCAGCUACACCUCAGUUAUUCUGAGGGGGCCAAUGGAGGGGUUUUAGUGGAAGGUUUCCUGAAUAUCUCCUGGGGAGUACGGAGACCUAUCAGGCUGAAAAUACAAGACGAGAAACAGAUACUUCCCUCCUCUCCUGUGAUCUCACCUGAGCCCACCAGCCCACUGGGAAACAAGAGGGGUAUGUCAAGAUGGGGAGAAUAUGCAGACCUUCACCAUAUAGAUGAAAUGGUUGAAACGCCACAGGAAGUAGUGCUGAAUGAUCCUUUACCAGGCCCACCGGUUUAUGAGACCGCCACACUACGCCCUGUGAGGCAGAAGAACCCAGAGAUAGAGGCCGAGUCCAACCUCUUUCGCUGCAUGAGUGACGCCUCCUUGGUUAAGAGGAGGAAGGGCAGGGGAAAGUCAGCGGCACAGAGAGAGAAAGAAAGGCAGCAUCGCUUUUCAAUCAAUGGGCACUUCUACAACUAUAAAACCUCUAUCUUCACGCCGUCCUUUGGUACGCCAACUAAAGUUCGCAUCUCCACCGCGUUGACCACAAACCAAGUCAUUGAACAGCUACUGAACAAGUUCAAGAUAGAGAACGAUCCCCAGGAGUUUGCUCUGUACUGUGUUCACCAGAGCGGAGAAAAAAGAAAGCUGAGCAAUAGAGACAAGCCGCUAUGGGAGCGCAUUCUACAAGGUCCCUCUGAUGACAUCAUGAAGAUCUUCCUGAUGGACAUGGAUGAAGAGGAAGUCAGCAAUGAUGUAGCUCAGUAUCUGAACUUGGAGCUUCCAAUCCUGGAGCAGGUUUUACUGAAACUCAAAGAGGAGGAGAACAGGGAGAUUCAAAGGGUCAUUAACAAGUACCAUCACCAGCACAUUCUCCUGUCCCACAUUCUAACCUCUAAGGCGUCGCCACACAUUGAGACCAGCGUAUGACGACUGAAUUACCCGGACAAGAUUCAGUAGGGCGUCACUUUCCUUUCCACGUUCCUCCAAGAUGAACAGUCAGCUCUGUAGAACUGUGUACACGUCUUCAGUGUCACAUUCCAAAAAUAUGGGAUGUGAAACCUAAAGGUGAACAUUUUAGGAAAAUAGCACAUGAACACAUACAUUAGAGAAGUAAUAGAAAACAAGGAACUUUUUCAAGUCUUAUGAACUGAGUAAUUUACGUUGUUUUUUUGUUCUUGUUUAAUUUUUGUUUUAUUUUUUAAACUGUAAAAUAAGUUUAUGAGAUAACUGUAGAUGUAAAUCAUUCAUGAAUAAAAAAUGGGGCCAGCA